Schistosoma bovis is the source of this 3297-nucleotide messenger RNA. The record is from the annotation of a GenBank genome assembly. NCBI's taxonomy places the organism in Eukaryota, Metazoa, Platyhelminthes, Trematoda, Strigeidida, Schistosomatidae.
CUUAGCCUUUAGGAGUCCAACGUUAAACUCCGUUUCUGAAAACCACUUUGUUUGUUCAUUUAGUACUGUAGGCCUUUCAAAUGACCUUUACGAGCGCUUAGUAUGGCUAUGUGAAAUGCCGUCGCUAAUUGUCCAUUGUUGCACGUGGAACGUCGGUGAUGAAAAACCAGGAAGCGAAGACCUCUCUACCCUUCUUGGAGUUAACGCAAAACCAUCACCCGAUGUAAUAAGCGUUGCACUUCAAGAAGUCUGUGGAGAUGACGCAUGGAGACAAAAGCUACUGGAACACUUGUAUCCUCAUGGUUAUGUGCUGAUCAAGUCACGUAAUUGUUGGGCCAUUUGGAUUUUUUCGUUUCUGAAGAGAAACCUUUUGCCUGCAGUCACAAAUAUUGAGUCCGAGGUAACAGCCUCAGGAUAUGCUGGUGUCAUGGGAAAUAAGGGUGGGGUUAGUGCGAGAUUUGAACUUUGUGGGAUAAACAUGAUCUUUCUUUCGUGUCAUUUUACUGCCCACAGAGAAAACAAGCAAGAUCGGUUAAAUGAUUAUAUCGAUAUUAUAGAUCAUCAGAGUUUUAGGGAUGAAGAUGUCAAUGUCAUCAUUGAUCAUGAUUAUGUUUUCUGGAUGGGUGAUUUAAAUUUUCGUAUCGAUCACCUCAAAAAAUCUGAAGUGGAGUUAAUGGUCAAACAAAAACGUUUUAACGAACUUCUACAGCAUGAUCAACUUCUUAAUAUGAAAAACGAAAAAUUGUUAUUUCAUGAUUUUAAUGAAGGCACUAUAUCCUUCCCCCCAACCUUCAAAUUUGACAAAGGAACGGAUACAUACGACAGUAGUAAAAAGCAGCGCGUUCCUGCGUGGACAGACCGUAUAUUGUAUAUGGUUCACCGAGAUUUCGCUCUUGAUCACCACCUUAACCUCCCUGAAAGUGACCGACAGAGACCAGCUAGCCCAUCCCGUCGAUUACCUGUACGUGGAUCACCAUCCGAAGUGGAAGAAAAGUUCCCAGCAAACAAAUCUAUCAAAGGGAGACAACACCCUGAAGCCGUUUUACUCAAGUAUACUAGUUUGAAUGAAUACAAAACUUCGGAUCAUCGGCCAGUUAUCGCAGUAUUCAAAUUAUCUGUGCCUCCAAGAUGGUUUAGCUUACCUGUCAAAUUUAUUGAGCCAGAUGGCAAAGCAUAUUCAUUCAAUGCCAAUUUGGAAAUAUCGUACCAAGUUCUCGAUCCACCCGGCCUAUUAAGGCUUUCAGAAACAAAUUCAUUACUUUCAUCCAAACAAUAUGUUCCAGUAUCUGAUUUUGCCAAACUACUCUUAUUAAAUACACUAGGACACUCUUCAAAAUCGGGAAAAUCAGAAAGCACAAAUGAUGAUGAUUUAGGCCCACUGGCUCCACCAACUUUACAAACUACAUCAUUUGACUGGAUAGCCCUUUACCCAGCAGAAUUUGCAGAUCUGGAAAAAGAUUAUAUAACCUACGUUUAUGCAUCAAGUAAUGUAUCUCAAGCGAAGCAUCGAAAAAAUUCUGUUUCUUCCGCCCUAUUGCAGCCUUCAAAUACAGCGAAAUUUCAAGAGUUAUAUAGGGCUAGAAUUGAAUCAAGUCGAUUAAAGGAUUUACCUGGUCAAUCAUUUUGUCUUGUUUAUAUGAGUCGCAAUAAGCACUGUCCUCAGGGUUAUAGUUUACCUUUCAAAAUUCGUACUGUAAGUUUGAAAACUUAGAAUUCAUUAUAUAUGCAUAACAAUCUGAUGAGUCGGCUAACACGCUAAUGAUUACAUACAUACUCGUUGUAGAUACUUAUUACACAUCUAAAAUAACCGAUUUGUUACAUUUUCUCACCUUUCACAACAUAAUAUCGAGAACAGUAUAUAUUCAUUGUUUACUCUUAAUUAGUUUCUGUCUUUUCUAUAUACCCCUUCUUUGCUGUUAUAAGAUGCCGUAGCUUUGGUAGUUACGCACAUUUACCAAGUCGUAUACCGUUUUGUGUAUAUUAGCGUUCUCUUCUAUACUUUAUAAUAUACUACUUUAAUUAACAAAUAUAUGACACUUUAUACAGUUAUUGUUUUCUGUACAUAAUGUUUGACAGUUAACACGUAAUUAUUUGCAAGUAAAUACUGAUCAUUCUUUUAUUUGUGAAAACUGUUUAACACCAAUCCUACUUAAAGUAUAUCACUGGUUCCAUUAAUCCUUAACCAUUAGCCUAACUGCAUAAUUUACUGUAUAUUGUGGGUUUCUGCUUCUCGUUCUUCCUGUUUUCCGAAACCCUUUGAGUAUUAAAAAACGACACAUCAUGUGAUUGUCAAAACUAAUAUAUUAAAUAAUUUUAAAAAAAAUUAUAUUUAAUUCUUUAUAGGUUAAAAAGUUAACGAAAUUAAAGAAAUUACUACCGAAAUUUCUUUUAUCUAAAAGAAAACCAUCGUAAUAAGUAAUUAUAGUUGGUAAUAUAAUCUUGUUUAUUGUGUAGAAUUUGUGUUAUAAAAAUUAUAUAUAAAGAUAUCACUUUUGUUUUUAGCUAUACCAAGUUUUUGUUUUUCAUUUGAAAAUGAUUUUGUGUUGGUGAUGGGGUUUCAGGGUUGAUGAUCUUAUUUAAUAAAAUGAUGAUAACAUGUCGAAUCUAUCAACUAUAUAGUUGAUUCUCUUGAAGCAACCUCAAUUUUUUGUUAUGGGUGAUUGAUGCACUUAAAAUAAUUGUGAUAAAGCAUUUUUAACUAUGUAGCCUAUUUUUAUCUACACAAUUAUUUCAAAUUAUAUUAAACGUCAUUAAUCCAUGUUAACUCAUACUGAAAGUAACCACUUUAAUAAGACUAUGUAUGUAAUGAAUAAAAGUAAAGAGAUCUUUAAAACUGAAGCUCAAUCACCAUAGAUUUCACUGAUGGAUUGCUAUGUUUAACGAUUUAUUUACAGAAUUAAUUAUAUACUCAACUUAUAGAAAAGGAUGUUUGAUCAAUGGACAAUAAAACUUUGAAAGAUUCAUAAUGUCUCCUGUUUAUUAGUUACCUCAGAUAUACAAACAUGUCAACCUCAUUUAUCUUACUCUAUGUUGUGCUGUUUUAACUGUGUUUUCCUUGUAUGUAUUACGCUGAUUAUUAACAUUAUUUCUCGUUUAGUAUCGUGAUUAUGUUGUUUCUUCUGUUUUAUUCACUUUUUCGUGAUCGUGUACUUUCAUUCUUUUUCUAUUGCUUUUGGUUUUUUUAUUUCAUGCGAAACUCGACUUUAAAGCAAUAUAUAAGUGUAUUAUUUGUUUUGUGAUUAAGCACUUGAAAUUUUUGUUUUUGGCUUUUUGAUUAUAGAAUAUAUCUCACAGUGU